GAAAGAAGCGCACGGACGGACAGACGGCACCGAGCACCGGAAGUGUGUCCAUGCUUGGGGCGGGGUCAGAUGGGGUCGGGGAGCCCUGGGAACAGACCGGAUGUGGCCGCUGAUUACGUGGUGUCUUCUUCUUAUGUUUCUCACGGUCGUUCCGUCCGUAAGUUGCCUUGACAACAACGAUAUUCUACAACUCAACAUUCCCCCAGAAGAGCCCGUUAUUGACCCGAACACAAUCUGCAAAACCUUUCCCGACCUUUCAAGACGUCAAUAUCGACUAUGUGCAAAAUUUCCUGACGUUGUGGCAUCAGCAAUACAAGGCGUACAGGUUGCAGUGCACGAGUGUCAACAUCAGCUUCGAGAGCAUCGUUGGAAUUGUUCAAGUCUAGAGAAGAAAAAUAAAAAUCCUCAUGCAAGCCCGAUGCUUAAUAAAGGCUACAAGGAAUCGGCCUUCGCGUACGCGCUGGCGUCCGCAGGCGUCACCCACCAAGUGUCCAAGGCGUGCAGUAUGGGAAAACUCAAAUCGUGCGGGUGUGACAUGAGCAACCAUGGCCAAAUUAAGGACAACUUUGAAUGGGGAGGCUGUUCUCAUAACGUCGAGUUUGGCGACAGAUUCGCUAAAAAGUUUACAAUAGCCCGGGACCGGGCCCGGGAUAUUCAUGGUCGAAUUAACCACCAUAACAACAGGGCAGGGAGAAUGGUUAUCUUAAAGAAUGUCCGGAAGCAGUGUAAAUGUCACGGGAUGUCCGGAAGUUGUGAAAUCCGCACGUGCUGGAAAGUGUCCCCCGACUUCCGGGUUGUCGGGGAUAUCCUAAAAGAUAAAUACGAAAGGGCUUCCCUUGUUGACCUAAGUAACAAGGCCGACAAGAAAUCCCGACGGCGUCUCGUAAAGAAACAAAAUAAAUCAGAGCUCGUUUACUACGAGAAAUCCCCAAAUUUCUGUGACCCUGACCCCCUCGUUGAUGCCCCAGGGACCACGGGCCGGUACUGCAAUAAGACGACUAAAGGGCCUUCUAACUGUGACACGUUGUGUUGUGGGCGUGGCUACAACACUAUGAAGAUUCGACGUACCGAGCGCUGUAAUUGUAAAUUCCACUGGUGCUGCUACGUCGUCUGCCAGACUUGUGUCUACAAUGAGUGGGUCACUGUGUGUAAAUGAUGACGUCAUAGAUU
This is a messenger RNA of Mya arenaria, 1170 nucleotides long. Its product is annotated as protein Wnt-10a-like. The record is from RefSeq and is a predicted model, not a curated record. Bases 101 to 1156 code for a protein of 351 amino acids. The transcript is spliced from 8 exons. Gene Ontology annotation, cellular component: extracellular region. Lineage: Eukaryota; Metazoa; Mollusca; Bivalvia; Myida; Myidae. Gene Ontology annotation, biological process: neuron differentiation; multicellular organism development; cell fate commitment. Gene Ontology annotation, molecular function: cytokine activity; frizzled binding.